AUGUCGGUGAGCACCAGGAAUAGGAUCAUCCAAGUCACUAAUGUGUCGCCGUCUGCGACAUCCGAACAGCUACGUACAUUAUUUGGUCAUGUUGGGGUCUUAGAAGAUGUGGUUGUGUAUCCCCCAGACGACAGAGAAGAAACGGCAAGCAAGGUCUGCUAUAUUCGUUAUCAAGAGUCUAUAAAUGCUGAAGUUGCUCUGCAUCUAAACAAUACUGUCUUUCUUGACAGAGCACUGAUAGUGCUCCCACUUUCAGUUGACAAGGACUCUAUUCCCGACGAGAAGUAUGCCAACCUUGUCAGAGCUCCUCCCAACACUGCUGCUGGAGUCCUUCCUCGCACAGCUGACUGGCCUCUGGAUGUAAUCAGUAUGGUAGUUGGACGUCCUGGUGAACAAGUUAUUCAUACAUUGGAGCCACGUCUAUCUAGUCUGGCAUUCCCUCUGUACCCACCUCUUCCUGCUACCACUGAUGGGAGCCGCAUAGAAGAGAUUAGGAGAACCAUUUUGGUCACAAAUCUGGAUCCCAAGACAACUGGUGAUCAGGUAUUAGAGUUCUUCAACAAACACGCCGAAGUACGUUGUGUACGGAUGGCUGGAACUGAGUUUGAUCGGGCAGCUUACGUGGAGUUCACUCAACAGCCAUCCAUCAUUAAGGCCUUCGGCCUCAUGGGGGCUACACUGAACGGUCGUCAGAUAAUGGUGCAACAUUCUAACUGUGCUAUCAUCAAACCUGCCAACAAUGUGACGACGCUUGAUGAUAUAAAUAAGCGUUCAGCUCUAAACGAACAGUCGAGUGGUGGACACGGCAGUAAACAUAGUGAUCGUGCUCGCUCACGCUCCCGAUCUCGGGCCCGACGUUCACGGUCCAGACGUAGAUCAACUUCAAGAAGAUAUCGAAGUCGCUCCAGAGAUAGACGACGCUCUCCCUCUCGCCAUAGUCGAGACAGAAGACGGUCGCGGACACGGUCUCGUUCUAGGUCCCAUGGGCAUCGACGCCACACACGUUCGCGUAGCAGAGAUCGUCGCAGAGGUGACCGUGUAAGGUCAAGGUCCCGUAACCACAGGAAGUACCGCCAUUCCCGUUCGCGCUCUGGUCGUCGAUAUUCACGGAGUCGAUCAAGAGGUCGUCGGGGUGAGCACUGCGACCGAAUCAGUAGAAGCAUUAGGGAGAGAGAGCGAACCCGAGAUCGUGAAAGAGAUCGGGAGAAAAUUCGAGAGAGAGAUCGAGAAAAGGACCGCGAACGCAAUCGUGAACCUGACCGCAGAGAACGAGAACGCGAUAAGGGUCGUCACUAUGACAAAGAUCCAGAACGCAGACGUGAUAGUAAACCAGGAAAACACCGUGAUGCUACACCAAAGCAGAGUAAUAGUCAUGAAACAAGUCGACACGACAAAAGGGAAAGAAAUACUGAAGCAAACGGAACGAACCGUCGUCGUAGCCUGACCCCUAAGGACGAAAUUCCAUCCCCACGAAAGAGUAAGUUGAACAAUAGUAGCUGUAGCAACAGUGACGACGAGAGUACCAAGGUAUGCAGUACCGAGGUGAUGGAGAAUGGUAAGACCCAAAGCGAUGACGAAAGUCAGUCGGUCACUGAUCAGCAGACCAAACCAACGGUUGUAGGUGUAAAGUUGGCAGGCCCUGAGGAUAUGGACCAUAUAUAUCCCGAGGACUCACCAAUAAAAUCACCCGCUUCGCAUAAUUCACCGACAGUGAGUCAUCCGGUGAAGCCAUGGACACAGAAGCGUAGGUUUUCGCACCCAAUGUAUCAAAUUCUUUAUCUUCAUUGUAUCAUACUUAUUCUUGAAAUUCUUUUGUCUUGA
Molecule: messenger RNA, 1821 nt
Organism: Trichobilharzia szidati
Lineage: Eukaryota; Metazoa; Platyhelminthes; Trematoda; Strigeidida; Schistosomatidae
Source: the annotation of a GenBank genome assembly